AUGGACGUUGAGCAGAUUUCAAAUCAAGCCUUACCACUUUCCGCAAUGAAGGAGACGAAAACUACAGUGCCGGGUUGGAUUAGCUUUGUCUCUGGCGGCGUGGGCGGUAUCUGUCUCGUCCUUGUUGGACAUCCAUUCGACUUGGUAAAGGUCCGUCUUCAGGCCGGAAUCCAUCAAUAUGGAUCGAUGGGAAAUGCAUUUAACAGUAUUGUCACAAAAGACGGCAUUCUGGGUCUCUACCGCGGAAUGUUAGCCCCGAUCAUUGGAGUUACUCCUAUUUUCGCAGUAAGCUUUUGGGGAUAUGCAUUUGGAAUGAAAAUGGUAACCAGCUUUAAUGGAGAUCCGCAGACCAAGCCCACAUUGGGUCAGAUAUCCCUUGCUGGGGCCUUUUCAGCCCUUCCAACGACAGCUUUAAUGGUGCCGUUUGAACGGUUGAAAGUUAUGGCACAGAUACAGGAAGGAACCGCAUACAAAGGGCCUGGCUCUAUUUUGAUAUCAAUGCUCAGGACCAAAGGAGUUGGUAACAGUCUCAAAAUGCUGUACAGAGGAACCAUGGCAACGCUGGCGAGAGAUGCACCUGGAAGUGUAGCCUAUUUUGCGACUUAUGAGAUAUUGAAAAAAAAGCUGUCAUCGUCAUCGUCGUCGUCCUCAUCAUCCCUUCCCGUUGCUUCAAUACUUGUUGCUGGCGGUCUUGCUGGGAUGGCCAACUGGCUUGUAGCAAUACCUGCAGAUGUGAUUAAAAGUCGAAUCCAAGCUGGAUCUGAGGAGUCUGGGACCCAACUAUUAAAAGGCAUGCUGCAAAAGGAGGGUCCCAGAGCCUUGUUUAAGGGCCUUGGACCGGCCCUUUUGAGAGCAUUCCCAGCAAACGCAGCAUGCUUUGCUGGUGUUGAGAUAUCCACCUCGAUGUUUAAAAAGAUUGCUUUGGAAAAUUAA
Messenger RNA from Mitosporidium daphniae, 933 nucleotides. RefSeq lists its product as uncharacterized. The transcript has a single exon. Gene Ontology annotation, molecular function: O-acyl-L-carnitine transmembrane transporter activity. The record is from RefSeq and is a predicted model, not a curated record. Gene Ontology annotation, cellular component: mitochondrial envelope. The coding region runs from base 1 to 933 and encodes 310 amino acids. NCBI's taxonomy places the organism in Eukaryota, Fungi, Microsporidia. Gene Ontology annotation, biological process: carnitine transmembrane transport; mitochondrial transport.